Messenger RNA from Mesocestoides corti, 1281 nucleotides. Lineage: Eukaryota; Metazoa; Platyhelminthes; Cestoda; Cyclophyllidea; Mesocestoididae. The record is from the annotation of a GenBank genome assembly.
AUGCUGAAGAUCUGUUCUUGGAACAUAAAUGGUAUCCGUUCCUUGUCUAAACCUUUAAAACGUCAUCUCGAUGCCCUUAAUGCCGAUGUAAUUUGUUUUCAGGAGACCAAAGCUACAUUUGUGCCGGGUUCCGCUGAGAAUAUCAACGGUUUAAGGGACAUUGAUUUCGAAGGUCGGUUGGUGAUUGUGCAGUUGGAAACUAGUGAAAAUGGAAGAUUGCUUAGUAUCAUUAGCGUAUAUUGUCCACGUGUCGAUCCAGAAAAAGCCGACCGCGUUAUUUAUAGAGAUAAAUUUCUGGAACGCCUCAAAUUUACCGUGAUUAAACUAAUAUCCGGUGGAAGCCAUGUUGUCAUAGCUGGUGAUUUUAACAUUUGUCACAAACCCAUCGACCACUGCUGUUUAAGUGACUACAAGAAUUUGCCAAGAGGCCCCAUUGAAUGGCUGGACAGCAUGCUAAUCGAGUCCCAGCAAUUAGAAGGACCUAGACCAAGCGUUUCGAUGGUUGAUCUGUUCCGUCUUGCAUAUCCAGAGCGGUCGGAGGCCUUUACUUGCUGGAGUGUUCAAACAGGCGCGCGAAAAACAAACUACGGUACCCGCAUCGAUUACAUUCUGUGUGAUAAGGAUCUUGUCGGCACCUUUCGUAAGGGAGACGUCGUGGCUGAUAUUAUGCCCGAAGUAGAGGGUUCCGAUCAUUGUCCAGUGUGGGCCCUGCUCCCUGUCACUGUACCCACGGGACGUACCUCCUUGCCUCCGCUUUGUACUCACUUUUGGCCACAAUGCCAAAAGCGUCAGUUACAGUUGUCGUCCUUUUUAAAAAGUGUCGCACUUGAGAAGAAGACACAGACGCCAAUCGGGAAUGUCGUCAGCAAGCGGACCAAAGUACUUACCAACACGGAUAGUAAAAAACGGUGUAAACAAAGUCUGCUAAAUUUUUGCUCCAAUACGAUAGAAAUUUCCUCGAAAUCCGCAGGAAUUAAUGAUCAGGCUCCGAUGAGGCCGGAAAGAGACGGCGACGCCUGCCAACGUUGUCCCGAAUUUGAACUCGCGAAUCGGGAGCGCCAGAACGCGGCAGCACAACAGUGGCGCAGCCUCUUGGAUUGCGGGAAAAAGGCGCCAAAAGCCACUGUGCCUCUUUGUGUGGGCCACAGAGAGCCCUGCGUCAGUCGCCAGGUCAAACGACCCGAUUCCAAGCACAGAGGGCGCGAGUUCUGGGCCUGCGCCCGACCCAUAGGCGCGCCCACAAACCCGCUUGCUCGGUGCAACACUUUCAUCUGGAAGUAA